CGUACACACACACACGUAGACACACACACACGUACACACACACAUGUAGACACACACACAUAUAGACACACACACGUAAAACCACAUACACGUAAAAACACACACACAUGUAAAAACACUCACACACGUACACACACACACGUAAAAACACACACACACAUAUAGACACACACACACAGGUAGACACACACACGCGCACGUAAAAACACACACACACACGUAGAAACACACACACAACAUGUAGACACACACACACACAGGUAGACACACACACACACACACGUAGAAACACACACACAACACAUAUAGACACACACGCACACACAGGUAGACACACACGCGCGCACGCUGCAGGGAGGCGUGUAACCGGUUUGGGUUGAAUGCGCAUCGCAGGGGCGUCAUCACCGCCUCCAAUUGCGCAAAAAACACAACAAAGUUGUCAGCGCGGCACAGCGCGGAGCUCCAACGAUCCACCUCCACCGAGAGUCUGCCGGGACCUCUGGUAGUCCACCAGUUCAUCUGUGAGUCGACCGGAACCUCUGGGAGUUGACCAGUUUAUCUGUGAGUCGAUCAGAACCUCUGGGAGUUGACCAGUUCCUCUGUGAGUCGACCGGAACCUCUGGGAGUUGACCAGUUCAUCUGGGAGUCGAUCAGAACCUCUGGGAGUUGACCAGUUCAUCUGUGAGUCGAUCAGAACCUCUGGGGGUUGACCAGUUCAUCUGUGAGUCGACCUGAACCUCUGGGAGUUGACCAAUUCAUCUGUGAGUCGACCGGAACCUCUGGGAGUUGACCAGUUCAUCUGGGAGUCGACCGGAACCUCUGCGAGUUGACCAGUUCAUCUGUGAGUCGAUUCGAACCUCUGGGAGUUGACCAGUUCAUCUGUGAGUCGACCGGAACCUCUGGGAGUUGUCCACCAGUUCAUCUGUGAGUCGAUCGGAACCUCUGGGAGUUGACCAGUUCAUCUGGGAGUCGACCAGUUCCUCUGGGAGUUGACCGCGACGUCUGGAAGGGCAGAAGUUCCGCUGGGAUUCCAGGCGGAACGCCUCCACAUUUCCGCAAGCCACCUCUCAAGUUGCUGGCUAUACAAGCAGCACGGAAGGUCGACCAGACCCCCUGGGGGUCCACCGUUGCAUCUGAAAGUUUGCCAACGCGGUGGGGAGUGCUCAAGGAACAGAUCCGCACCAGCAUUGAGGGUCCACCACCAGCAAGCACGGAAAGUCCACCGGUACGUAGAGUCCAGCAGUACCUGCAAGGGUCCACCACCAGUGCCGAAAGUCCACCACCUCCACCACCGGGAAUCCGACGAAUCUUGGGCGCAGGCGAAUCGGUGGCCCUCCCAGAUAGCGACUAGGAGAAGACGCUGGACAAACAACAACAAGACCCACCACCACCUCCACCACCACCACUAGCAGCCUGCCUCAUUCUCCAGGAGUCUAACCGGGGCUGGCCAAGGUUCGAUGGCCGAGUGUUCCAACCGCUCCUUGGGCCGUUGUGCAUGGGCCUUCGUGUUGGCCCUGGUGUUCGACGUGGUGGGCCUUGUCAUGAUCCUGGUGGGCAUCUUCGCCAACACGGUCGCCUACUACGACUUCCUCAUCUACACGGGGGCCAUCAUCGUGUUCCUGAGCAUCAUCUGGUGGCUCUUCUGGUUCAUGGGCAACAUCACGGCGACUGAGAGCAAAUACGACCGCGUGGCCGUCACGUCCCGGUCGUUCUCGAGACCGUGGGUGCGCUCCAGCCGCAACCAGACCCACCAGCACAGCAAGCGCGCCCCCCCCAACCACCACCACGACGGCCCCCCCAACGGGAGCCACCACAACCAAAGUUUCAGCAACGACGUCGCGGGCGUCAAGAACGGCGCGUUGCCCGCCGCGGUCGUGGCCAGCGGCGGGGGGCCGGCGCGUGGCUGGCAGCAGUGCGGGCAGGACGACACGGCGGCCACGGCGUUCUGAAGCGCCUGGCGCGGUGUGGUGGUGGGAGCAAGGGCUCGCUGCUCACCACGGAGCCAAGGACGACCAAGAAACCUCACCCCUGCCACUCACCCCUACCACUCACCCCGACCACUCACCCCAGCCACUCACCCCUACCACUCACCCCUGCCACUCACCCCUACCGCUCACCCCUACCACUCACCCCUACCGCUCACCCCUACCACUCACCCCUACCGCUCACCCCUACCACUCACACAAGCCACUCAUCCCUGCCAUUCACCCCACCCACACUCACCCCUACCACUCACCCCUACCACUCACCCCUACCACUCACCCCUACCACUCACCCCUACCACUCACCCCUACCACUCACUCUUGCCAACCAUUCCACUCACCCCUACCACUCACACAAGCCACUAACCCCUACCACUCACCUCUACCACUCACCCCUACCACUCACCCCUACCACUCACCCCUACCACUCACUCUUGCCAACCAUACCACUCACCCCUACCACUCACACAAGCCACUCAUCCCUUACACUCACUCUUGCCAACCAUACCACUCACCCCCCUACCGCCUAUCACUCACCCCCCUACUGCUCACCCCAACCACUCACCCCUACCGCUCACCCCCCUACCACUCACCCCUACCACUCACCCCUACCACUCACCCCUACCACUCACCCCCCUACUGCUCACCCCUACCACUCACCACUACCACUCACCCCCCUACUGCUCACCCCUGCUGCACACGUGGCCGCUGGACAUCGCCAAGGAGACAGGCUGAUGAUGAUGAAGCUGCUGCUGCGAAAACGGCGGAGUGGGGGGGGGGGGCUAGUGCCCCCCACACUCCCGGGUGGGGGCGGAGGGGGGCUAUUGCCCCCCACACUCUCGGGGGGGGGGAGGGGGCGCCGUGGGUGCCGUCACCGGUUCGGAUUCACUCCGGCGCGCUCGGUUAUUUAAACUCGCGUCUCCUCGUGUUUGCGUGCUCCGUGAACCGCGCGGUGCCAUUGACUCUGCUGUCCUCCUCCUCGUGGUCAUCGUGGUGGUGAGGAUGAUGAUGAUGACGACGGUGACGGUGACAGCGGUGGAGGAUGUUGCUGUUGUGGUGGUGGUGGAGUGGUAGGCGAAGUGGUGGAGUGGUAGACGAAGUGGUAGAGGGGUAGAGUGGUGGAGGAGUGAUGGUGUUGGAGUGGUAGGCGUAAUGGUGGUGGAGUGGUGGGCGUGGUGGUGGAGUGGUAGGCGUAGUGGUGGUGGAAUGGUGGUGGAGUGGUAGGCGAAGUGGUGGAGUGGUGGGCGUAGUGGUGGUGGACUCACCACACGAGUUUACAGGAUAGUGGCAAUAGGCGCGAUACGCUACGUUUUUUAUGGGGGGGAGGGGGGGGCUGGGGUGUUUAUAUUUGUGAGAGGGGGAGGUGGAGGGUGAGAGAUGACCGGACGGGUCUCCGUGGGGCUCUGUGAAAAGUGGGGGGCGCCAGGGGGGGGGGCACUUUUGGGGUCCAUGGCCAAGACCCCCUGAGGUCGAUCAUCAUCAAUUGAGGAACAUCAGAUCAGAGAUUUUAUUUGAGCCGGAAAUGUCCAGGGCUGAGUUCCGGAAAAUAUGCAGCCGACCUCCAUUCCCCCCCCACCCCCCGUCCCUAUUCUAGAGCCCCCCCACCCACUUCCCUGUGCCCCUUUUCCCAGCCCUCGGGUCCCCCAGGGGUAAGGGGCCGUCCAUAAAUGACGUCACGCACUUAGGGGGGGGAGUCAGACAUUUGUGACGAUGGGUGACGAGAGGGGGGUGGGGGGGGGUUGAGAAAUGUGACGUCACAUCAAAAUGCGCAACUUUAAAUAAAUAUAGACAACGCGUUCUACUUAAUUAAAUAGACUUUUUAAUAAAUGUUUAUCCUACAACAUCAAGUGCAGCGCCACAUUAAAUACGCACUACACAAUAGUUUAAAGCGAUUUGAAGCAUUUUUUUUGGGGGGGGGGGGGGGGCAAAGCUUCGUGACGUCAUAUUUGAGGGGGGGUCUGACUUUUUGUUACGCCGUGUGACAAAGGGGAGGGGGGGGGGUCAAAAAUCGUCCAAAAUCGCGUGACGUCAUUUAUGGACGGGUCCCUAAGGGGUUCUGUUCGAGUCCCCGACAGUGAAAUGUUUCUCGAGCCAAAUGUGCAUAUUUUUUGUAGAUAUAUUAUUGUAUUAAUGCGCCCGUGUGUGUUUGUAUGUAUAUAUAUGUGCGUGCGCGCGGUUGUUUAGCUCGUUGUGUAGGCGUUCUACUGACUGUGAUGAGGAAUUGUGAGAAGUUGCAAAUCCCGCGACGGAAUGCGAGUGACAACCCAUCCACCCUGCUUGCCGGCUUCCUUGAGUCAUCGGCCUAAAUAUAGAUUUCUCUCUUGGGUA
This is a messenger RNA of Lethenteron reissneri (Far Eastern brook lamprey), 4310 nucleotides long. RefSeq names its product transmembrane protein 238 like (gene TMEM238L). The record is from RefSeq and is a predicted model, not a curated record. Lineage: Eukaryota; Metazoa; Chordata; Hyperoartia; Petromyzontiformes; Petromyzontidae.